Messenger RNA from Aspergillus caelatus, 2627 nucleotides. RefSeq lists its product as uncharacterized. Lineage: Eukaryota; Fungi; Ascomycota; Eurotiomycetes; Eurotiales; Aspergillaceae. The transcript has 9 exons. Gene Ontology annotation, cellular component: membrane. Bases 1 to 2505 code for a protein of 834 amino acids. Gene Ontology annotation, molecular function: carbohydrate:proton symporter activity; oxidoreductase activity. The record is from RefSeq and is a predicted model, not a curated record. Gene Ontology annotation, biological process: carbohydrate transport; transmembrane transport.
AUGGCAGGGGGUACUAGUAUCUGGGCGAGUAAGGAGGCAAGAACUGACCCGAAGGAGAUCUUUAAUCUGAGGCUUCUUUAUCUCCUUAUAUCGGUUGCCUGGGGUGGAUGGUUUUAUGGCUUCGACACCGGCAACAUUGGAGGCAUUCUGACUUUGCCUUCAUUUGAAAAUGCCUUCGGUCUAAACAACCUACCAACGGCAGAAGUUGAUAAUCGAAAGGGAACGAUUGCCGCAAUGCUUGCGGCUGGUGGCUCCGCCGGAGCUCUCUGCGCUGCCCCAACGUCAGACUUCCUUGGACGGAAAUGGUCGGUCUUUCUGUGGGGAUUUAUAUUUGUGGUUGGUGCUGCGAUGCAGAUGGUGGCUGAUUAUGAUGUGCUUCUUGCCGGUCGCUUCAUUGGCGGGAUGGGGGUGGGCGCCAGUUCAAUGCUCACUCCUCAGUUUCUGGCCGAGAAUUCACCUAAAUCCGUUCGAGGAUCAAUGACUGCAACAUAUAACUUGAUGAUUCUAGCCGGUAUAAUGCUCGCCUUUUGGAUUAACUAUGGUGUGUCGCUGUGGUCAUUCCCCGGCGUUGAACAUGAUAACACGCAAUGGAGAACGUCAAUGGGAAUUCAACUCAUCCCCGGGGCUCUGAUGUGCCUGAUGAUACCCUUUGUGCCUGAAACCCCUCGCUACUUGAUUAAUCAUGGUCGCUCAGAGGAAGGAAUCAAGAACCUCUGCCGACUACGGAAGCUUCCUAUCGAGCAUCCCUAUGUCCAAACGGAAUACCAGGAGAUUGAGGCGCAGGUACGAUACGAGCAGGAGUGUCAUCAGGGCCACAGCUAUUGGGUGGUGCUGCAGGACAUCUUCCUCAUCAAAAGCAACUUUCAACGGUUUUUCCUCGCCGUUAUGUUGUUCCUGUUUCAUAAGUUCACCGGAACAGAUUCCUUGAAUUACUACGCGCCUGAGAUAUUCGAGUUAAUCGGUGUCAAAGGGAGCUCCAACAGCCUUCUCACAACUGGAGUCUAUGGCGUGGUGAAGUUUGUGGUGACCAUCUUCUAUGUCACCUACCUAGUCGAUCGUGUCGGUCGCCGCCUUCCUCUGCUCGUUGGUGCCUGUCUACAAGCAACCGCAAUGUUAUACCUCGCAUUGUAUCUCCGGUUUGCCGGAACUAACACCGAUACUGUUGGAGGAACUCCUGCUGGUGGUAUCGUCGGUAUUGUCUGGAUUUACAUCUACGCCUUCGGUUGGUCCUUUGGACACAGUGUGGCAUGCUAUGUCGUUGCGGCGGAAAUCUUCCCAACUAGAAUCAGGUCGGUCUGUAUGUCAAUUUGCUUUUUCGUCAACUGGAUUGUCGAUUACGGUAUCACACGGGCUACACCGAAUAUGAUUACUGAGAUGGGAUGGGGUGUCUUUCUACUCUAUGCGUUACUAACCUAUGCCGGGGUUGUCUUUAUCUUCUUCUGCCUGCCCGAACUCAAAGGACGAUCUAUUGAGAGUAUCGAUGACCUGUUCCAGAGGCCGCUGUGGAGCAUGUGGCGACAUGCAUACCCCACAGAGGAUGAGAAAGUACGACAAGGUAUUCCGCAAUUGAUGAAAGGGCUUACACAUCACACUAUGGCGACUUUCACUCUCAACACAGGCGCGAAGAUUCCGGCCGUGGGAUUCGGGACAUGGAAGGCGGCACCCGGGGAAGCUGCUGCGGCAGUCAAGACAGCAUUUGAGGUUGGGUAUCGGCAUUUUGACUGCGCUCCAUUAUAUGGCAACGAGCGGGAAAUUGGAGAAGUGUUUAAAUCCACAAAGGUUCCUCGAAGUGAAUAUUUUGUCACGACUAAACUAUGGUCUUCAGACCACCGCCGGGUCGAAUCAGCUCUAGAUAAAUCCCUUCAAGAUCUCGGCCUCAACUAUGUGGAUUUAUAUCUCAUGCACUGGCCAGUAACACUGGACCCAUCCUCAAAUUCAGCCGAAUACGGCAAAGAAAAUCGGAAAGUCCAUGCAGCAGGCUGGGAUUUCAGCGACACCUGGCGGGAGAUGGAGAAGCUGUUGGAGACCGGCAAAGUGCGGGCAAUCGGCGUGGCGAACUUCUCAACGGUGAACUUGGAUAAGCUAUUGAAGACGGCGAAAGUGGUGCCCGCCGUUAACCAGACUGAAAUCCAGCCUUUACUACCGCAGGAUAAGCUGAAUGCGUAUUGCCGAGAGAAGGGGAUUCAUCAAACGGCGUUUGGGCCAUUGGGUGGGUCUGGGAGUACGUUGCAUUCUCAUCCGGAUAUCGUAGAUAUUGCGGCUAAGAGGGGGUGUGAUACGGGUAAUGUGAUGUUGAGUUGGGGGAUUCAGAAGGGGUGGAGUGUUAUUCCCAAGAGUACGAAUCCGAAGCGGAUUCAGGCGAAUCUUGUGGGGAAUGUUGAGUUGACACCGGAUGAGAUGGGGAGAAUGGAUGCUCUGGCUCUUCCCAAGGGGAAGAGAUUUAAUCGACCAGAUUGGGGGACUGUUAUAUUUCAUGACGAUGCAGAUGUGGAUCUGGAAGAGUAGGUCUAGUAAUAGACUGUGGAAUUUCACCACCAGAUCUCUCCUGCGGGUGAAACUGACUCUUGGAUUUCGCAAUUUGGAAGCCUUACUCUAUGAAUAUCCUGGCGGCCUAAUUUAAGUUAUCC